This is a messenger RNA of Schistosoma mattheei, 3876 nucleotides long. NCBI's taxonomy places the organism in Eukaryota, Metazoa, Platyhelminthes, Trematoda, Strigeidida, Schistosomatidae. The record is from the annotation of a GenBank genome assembly.
AUGGUUUACAUUGAACAAAACUUUCCACCAGAAUUAAUACUUUUAUAUAAUGAUCGACAUAUUAGUUAUAUACUUGAAGCUAUUCUAUCUAUACUUACAAUUCUAUGGUCGGUUAGAUAUGCUCAUACUAAACAGUGUGAUAGUGAUAAUGUUGAUGAAUCAAUGUUAUAUCUGUUUAUUUACGAUCCAGAUCUAACUGGUAUCAAUGUAAUAAAAUCAUUAUUACUAACAAAAGAUGAUACUGAUGAAAGUGAUAACAUUUCUUCAAGCAAAAAAGAUCAGUUAAUUUGUGAUCUUUACAUAGACAUGAAAGAAUUUAUAUCCAAUUUUAACUACGCCAUUCAUACAAAUAAGAUAAUCUUCAUUAAUGUGGAUCAAUUUCAUAGUUUCAAUGCAAAAGAAAAUACUAACUAUUUAUUAAGAUUUUAUUUUAAUCAAGUCUUCAAUAAAAAUAUAUCCAGUACAAAAAAUAGUCAAAUUGUUUUAUGGACAUCAUUUAGUCAAUAUACUGAAAUUGGAUUUGUAUGUAGACAGAAAUUUUGCCAUGUUGAUUUUAUAUCAAUUGAUUUAGGCUUAUCUCAUUUGGAAUGUGGCAGUGCAUUAACAAGUUGUUUGUUAGAUCUAUUGCCUAACUGUAACAUUCUUAAUUCACUUCAAAAAUUAAGGAUUCAUGAAAUUGAAACUUUUGAAAAGAUUUGUGAAGAUAAAAUUCAACUAUUGAAUAUAUCAAAUGAAUUAACAAAUUACAAAUUAUUCCAUUCUGAUAUAAAUAAUUCAAUGACCAAUACUAAUUCAAUUCAAUUCAAUGUAGAUUGUUUAAAUUUAACAAGACAACAUAUUGAAUUAGUUAAAAUCUUUUCAAGAUUAUCAAGUAACAUGAUGCAUUUAAAUGAAUUACAAUUACAACAUGAACAUUUAAACAAUCAACUUAGUAUAUUUACCAAUCAAAAUAAUACAAAUGGAUGUAUCAUAAAUUUUACACGUAAAAUAUCAUUAUUAUUCAAUAGUAUAGAAGAUAUACAACAUAAAGAUUAUAUUUCAUUUCGUUGGCCAUGUAAACGAUUGUGUGAUUAUAUUCUAUCAAAAUAUGAUCAAGGUUUAUAUUCUUCCCAUUUGGAAAAUGUUAAUGAAAUCAACUCCCCAUCUGAUUUAUUUAUCAGUUAUGAACAUGAAAUACAAGAAAUUGGUCGACGUAUUAUACAUAUGUUAUUGGAAUUCUUUCUCAAUUCUUUAAACACAUGGAACAAUCCAUUAGGAUUAAUAAUAAAAAUAAAAAUUUCAAUAUAUUUUAAUAUACUUCAAUAUUCUAAAUUAACUAUUUAUGAAUUACAUAAUCCAGAUCAGAUAAUUGAAAUUGAACUAUUUAAACAAAUCAUAUUCAGUAAUAUUUUUACAUGUGAAUAUAACUAUCAACAUUGUUUCAACCAAAAUAAAUCAGAGGUUCUUAAACGUAUUCAACUGUUGGAAGAAAAAUUGCCAACUUUAAAAGGUUUAGAAAAAGCAUUAAUGAAUGAGCCACUAAUAUGGACUGAAAUAGUUGAGACAAAGUUGAAUUUCUUUCAUUCAUUGCCUGGAUUCUCUACGAAACUACCAAUACCUGAAUCACAUGUAUUUUUAGUUUGGAUUUCAAUAAGACCUGAACUAUUCCACAUCAUAUCAAAAGUUUUCGUAAAUCAUAUAAUGGCUCAACACAUUACAGUAAAUAAUAAUAAAGAAUAUUCUAGUAGAUCAUUUGAAGCUGAAAAGCAUUUACGUAUCGAUGAAUUGUUUCAACCACAAAUUAUGAAAAGAGUACAAAGGUUUUAUUCGAAUGAGAAUGACUUCUCAUCUUCAGUUAUUUAUUUAAUCCUUCCAAAUGAACUGAAUGAAUUUAAACAUAAGGAUUUCUUUGUUCAUGAUGAAUCUGGAAAAGUAGUUGUUUCAAAUGGAUUAAUAAAUACAUUGAAUAAGAUGGCGAUAUAUUCAAAUAGAACUUUAUUUCCUAUAGACUGUGCAAAUACUACUGAUAUCUCCUACUGGUUAUCAGUAUGUGGAUCCAAUACAAAUAUACUUCCAUAUCAAAGAGUUUUAAUUGUUCUUCAAAAUUUACACAUUAUUCACAAGAGAAUGGAUAUACUAUUAGAUGAAUUAUUACAAUAUGGUCUUUAUAAUUUAAGGUAUAAACAAAUUUAUCAUUUACGGAAUGAAGAAAAGCUUAUAUUAAUUAAUAAACUUGGAAUAUGUUUUGAUAUUAUAAUUGAUUUCACAUGUUGUACAUCCGGAAAACAAAUAGUAUCCGUGUAUAAUAGAUUACCGGGUUGGUUAAGAUUAAAAUGUCUACCAUUGUUAUUCCAAUAUGAGAGUGAUCAGUUAUUAUUUAAUACGAGUUCGUGGAAAGUGACCUCAUUGGAAAAUGUCAAUGACUCUAUAAACGAAGAAAAUUCACAGUUGUGUUUAGAAGAGUCUAAUGGACUAUAUGAGAAAAUUGAAUCUGACAAACUUUACGAAUGUAUAUACAACAAACAAGACAUGGAUAAACGAAAACAAUCGAUAGAUACAAUUUGGGCUACGAUUGAGGAAGAAUUAAUGAUACUUGAAACAACCUUCAAAGAAUUGGAAUCACGUUAUUUAUCAUCAUCAUCAUCAUCAUCAUCAUCGUCGUCAUCAUCAUCAUCAUCAUCGGCAUCGGCAUCAUCAUUGUCCAUUAAAAAUACUUCACCUAUAUUUUUGUUGACAACUCAGUAUUACGCAUAUUUACGGUCUAUAAAAUAUUAUCAUCAUUAUACCAAAAAAUAUCCAUCAAACAAUUACAAAUUAUUUAUAUGGUUAAAACAUCAAUUAUUAAUUGCAAAACACUUUUAUAAAUUAAUGAAUUCAUGGGAUAUAAAGAAAUUAAUUGGUUUAGCAUUACCAGCUUCAAUUAUUGUUAAUCCUAAAUCAUUAUUUGAUUGGAUUCUAUAUUCUACAUUAAAUAAUUCAAUGGAACAAUAUCAUAUAAUAUCUACUAUUCGAAAGCCAGGAGACAAAGAAAUAUUUAAAAAUGGACUAAUUAUGAAUUCUAUUCGUUUAAUAAUUCAUAGAAAUACUAAAAAGCGUAUUCAUAAUCAAACGGAGUAUAAUUUAAGUAGUCUAUUAAAGAUUACUAAAGUAAUUAGUUUACAAUUAACAACUGUACCUAAUGAAAUAUUUAACAAAAUGAAUUAUAUCAAUGCUAAAUGGAUUAAAUCAUGGCCUCCUAAUAAAGAUGAAAUAUGUCCAAAACUACCUAUAUUAUUAACAAAUUAUAAUGAAUUAUCAAAGAUUUACAUUAUAACUGAUUACAAUUUGUAAACUUUUGAUUAGAUAAUAUUAAUAAACCAUUUUUUUAAAAUAUAUUUCCUUACAGUGUGUUUUUAAUUCCUUUCUAGUAUAGUUCUUGGGUAAGAAUAAGUUAAUAGUGUUUAUUUAUGUAGUUUUUUAGUUGAUUCUAUAGAAUAUACAGGACAGAAAAAUGAGAAUGAUUAAUCUCGUACUAUCGACUCACUUCCACAUCCAAAUAAUAUUGAGUCUGACUGAUUACAUAUGGUCAUUCUAAUAAAUACGUGAACUACUGGAUAACAGGUCAAUAUUAAAGAUUAUUGAAACGUGAAAAACCCUCAGGAAACGUAUGACAUCUCCUGUAUUGAAAAUAUCGAAAGCGUAUGGUUUCCUAUGCUUUAUGAUUGACAAUGCACUAUCCAGAUGAUUAUUGAUUAAUCGAAUUUAGAACGAUAAGAUGAUAACAUCGAGAUAACUGACGAAGUCGAUUUCUAGGGACUUCUAUGAAUUUUUCGAACAAUGGGAAAAGAAAUGAGACAAAUUUAUUGCCACAAAUAAAUCAAUCCCCAUUCAAGUUUAUCUGUGCUUCAUGAUUUCGCC